Molecule: messenger RNA, 1734 nt
Organism: Melitaea cinxia (Glanville fritillary)
Lineage: Eukaryota; Metazoa; Arthropoda; Insecta; Lepidoptera; Nymphalidae
Product: cytochrome P450 9e2-like
Exons: 10
Coding region: 1-1587 (528 amino acids)
Molecular function (GO): oxidoreductase activity, acting on paired donors, with incorporation or reduction of molecular oxygen; heme binding; iron ion binding
Source: RefSeq, a predicted model, not a curated record
AUGAUAAUAAUUCUAAUAUGGAGCGCCGUGCUCGUCGCGGUGUUUGUUUUGUUCUUCCGUCAGAAGUACUCCAGGUUUAGUGAAUAUGGCGUGAAGCAUAUGAAGGUGGUACCCUUAUUUGGAAAUAUGCUGAGGAUUGUGCUUCGUAAGGAACACUUAGCUGAAAAUUUGAAUAACAUUUACACAAGCUUCUCGGAGGAAAGAUAUGAAUUCUUACGACCUACGAUAGUGAUACGUGAUCUAGAUCUAAUAAAGAAGAUCACUGUCAAAGAUUUCGAAAAUUUCCUUGACCAUCGAGGUUUUACGGAUGAAAAAGUCGACCCCCUUUUUGCUAGAAAUCUCUUUUCACUGAAAGGUCAGGAAUGGAAGGAUAUGCGUUCAACUUUAAGCCCAGCGUUCACGAGCUCCAAAAUAAAGUUGAUGGUGCCCUUCAUGGACGAAGUGGGCGAGAAGAUGAUACGAGCGUUACAGAAGAAAAUCAAAGAUUCUGAUGGUUACAUUGAUAUUGACUCCAAGGACCUUACAUCUCGUUACACCAACGAUGUUAUCGCUUCUUGCGCUUUCGGUCUCAAAGUGGAUUCUUACACCGAUGAAAAUAAUCAAUUUUAUGAAAUGGGAAAAGCAGCGGUUUUCGUCAAACUUCGACAAAUAAUACUCAUUUUUGCUAGUUCUGCUUUUCCAUUCCUUAUUAAGAUACUUAAGCAAUCAAUAUUCACACCUGAAGUUAAAAAUUUCUUCAUUGAUCUUGUACAAAACACCAUGAAAGAUAGAGAAGCUCGUAACAUUACAAGGCCAGAUCUUAUACAUCUACUCAUGGAGGCUAAGAAGGGAAAUCUAUCACAUGAUGAUAAAGAUGGUACUGAAAAUGAAAACGUCGGAUAUGCUACUGUUGAAGAAUCGUCUAUCGGCAAGAAGACUGUUACUAGAACAUGGUCUGACGUUGAUCUAAUUGCACAAGCUGUUUUAUUCUUUAUUGCUGGCUUUGAGUCAGUAUCAAUUGCGGCGUCCUUUGCACUAUUUGAGCUGGCUCGUCAUCCUGACAUCCAGGAGCGACUGGCACGAGAAAUUAAAGAGCAAAAUGUGAAAAAUGGCGGAAAAGUGGACUUCAGUUCUUUACAAAGCAUGAAAUACUUGGAUAUGGUAAUUUCAGAAAUCAUUCGUUUAUGGCCACCUGGUUUAUCAAUGGAAAGAAUUUGUACUAAGGAUUAUAACUUAGGAAAACCUAACAGUAAGGCGGAAAAAGAUUUUAUCAUAAGAAAGGGAGAGGUUGUAUGGAUGCCUAUAUGGUGUUUCCAUCGUGAUCCGAAUUACUUUCCGAAUCCUGAAAAAUUCGAUCCUGAACGUUUCUCUGACGACAAUAAACAUGAAAUUAACCAAAUGGCUUAUAUGCCUUUUGGGUUUGGUCCUAGAAAUUGUAUUGGCUCAAGGUUUGCUCUUUGUGAACUAAAGGCUCUGCUGUAUCAAAUUCUCCUGCACUUAGAAGUGUCUCCGUCAAGUAAAACUGUAUUCGCUACUGAGUUUGACACAGAUUUCUUCAACCCAAGGCUUAAGGGUGGACAUUGGUUGAGAUUUAAAAGCCGCAACUGAGACUUUGUUUAUUCGUUGAGUUAAAGUUAUAUUACUUACGAUUUUUAGUCUAAUGUCCAGGUUAAUUUUGAUUGGCUACGUUUCGACUGUAAUUUUUUUCUUUUCGUAAUUUUUUAAGUGAAUAAAGUUUGACAUAAUUAAACCUGA